AUGUGCAUCUCUGUGGUUAACACCAACGAAAGUGUCGAGCCCCAACCCUCAGAAGAGCGGUUGGUGGGAGUAAUGGCUGAAUUCAACUGUGUCGAAGAGACACUGGACGGUAGCUCUCAGGGGAAGAAGAGGAAGAUGUCCAAAACAGACUCACCGAAUUCUUCCACCUUUGAUGUAGCCACGCUAAUUGAUGCCAUUCAUCGUGAAGUGGAAGGCGACGACGCUCUCCCGUCCGAGGAAGAGCCCAAGUUGGACGGCAAUCAGUGGCCCUCCUCCACUAGCUUGAAGUUCUACGAUGACUUUGAUUUCAUUGACUUCGGCGACACGGCCGAGGAGCAAGUAGUCGUCUCGGCUCCUGAGCAGCCAAAGCUUGAAAAGCGAGGAUCCCUUGGCAAGCGUAGUCGUGGUCUUGGAAGGUCGCAGACCAUCAAGACCUGUCUCUGCCUCUUGGGAGAAGAGUCUUGA
This is a messenger RNA of Seminavis robusta, 465 nucleotides long. Lineage: Eukaryota; Bacillariophyta; Bacillariophyceae; Naviculales; Naviculaceae. The record is from the annotation of a GenBank genome assembly.